CUGUCUGUCAUUGCUGUUGACGCGUAAACCCGGAAAAGGGAAUAGGAGAAGUGUUGUGUUGGCAUUCUGGAGAGAUUUCUGGAUCAAAGUGCAAUAAAGCUGUGGUUUCUGUAGCCCCAGCGUGUCCACAUACAUCAACCAGGCGGCUCGUUAUGCAGAAACACCUCUUCUAAGCGACGUAGUAUCUCCAUAAACGAGGAACAGUGCUGAGGAAGGAGAAUGGGGAAGAAGGAUGCCAUUGCGACCGGAUUACCAGUCGAUCAGUACCGGAAACAGAUCGGUAAGCAGGACUACAAAAAGACGAAGUUAGCCUUAAAGGCCACACGGCUGAGAGCUGACCUAAAGAAGACCUCCUCUGGAUUCAGGGAUGCAUUCCUGGUCAUCGCUGCGAUUCUGUUCUUUGUCCUCUGCGUCUACGCCUUCUUCUACCUCAACCUGAGCACCGAGCUUAACCUGGAUCUGGAUGUGGAUUAAUAAGAGGUGGACAGUGUGCCCGACGACGUCUCGUCUCUACGCUUCGCACACGAGGACGGAGCACAGUCUGUCAGCUUUUUUUACGCACCUUUGGUGACACGGUGACAAUGAGCUGGCUCUUCGGGAGAAAAUGAGACGAUGCAUCAAAUAACUCGUGUUUCAGGCCGUUUGUUUUGUAUCUAGACACAGUUUCUUCUUUCCUUUUUAUUUUCUUCACAGGAGCACGCAAACUGUAAUCAUUAUUAUACUGACACUUAUUAUACUGUGGUUCUAAUUUCUUCUUUUCUUUCCCUGAGUCUAGAUCUGAGCUUUGAUUAUCUUUCCCUGAAAAAGUCAGUGACCUCUUGCUUCGUGGCACUUGUAUAACAUCCUGCUGCAAAAUCUACAUAACAGCAGGGAGAUGAGCAGCCUUUUUUUUUUUUUUUUUCUUAACACAAGUCUUCCAAACCACAGUCAAGUCCUCUGUUAAUCAUAUUCUGCGGAGUCACGUCCCACUGUUUUCUCCACUAAUAGAAAAAUGUAAAUCUCCCGCCGAACCUCCCGUCACAUCGAGACAAACACUUGCCUCGCAUUCCAGUGCACAAACCUCUCCUCCUGGAUAUCUGGAGAUCACAAAGUGUGAGAUUAGAAUCCACAAAGCCCUCGCCCUGAUUGAAAGUGUGUGCAGAAUACAGAACAACACAUUCUACCUUUCAACAUACAGCUGCGGAGACACGCAUCCGCGGGAUUAGCAUUACAAAUAUGAUCCUGUUCUUUCAUUUGAAUGGAAAUUACCGAGAUGAAUGGUGACUGAAUAGAGGUGAGCCUUUAUGUUUCUCAUAAGGAACACCUUGAUAAUUUCCCUUCUUGUCAGAUGCAUGCAUUGUUGUCCCCAUAAGGAUGUGAUGUGUCUCUAUAUGAGUAUGAAGGUUUGUCAGAGCCUCUUUAUCGCUACCCUUUGUACACGAGUACCGCAAGGUGCAAGGUCUGACCUUCCAUUAACCAUUCCAGUCCAAGUGCUUCCACUGUUUGAGAGCUUCUUUGUUAGCAAAGAGUCAGGGCCAUUUAUUUAGUCCAUUUUGUUUGAAAUGGCACUUUCUUUUUUCCAUGUUAUCACUUUCUAUUCCGUGUUUUUCUCAGCACACAUCAGAUCUUUCUAUCAAUAGCAAUACUGUUCUCUAAAAGGCAUUGUUUUGAUAUGACUCUUUUAUAUUAGUGUAAUGCAUUGAAGGCCAAUACAAAAUACACACGAGACCUUGUGACUUCUUUCAUUCCUGACAUGUUUCUUUCCCACUGAGUCUCUUUUAAAAACAAGUCUUGUGUCUGUGCCUGACUGUGGCUGAGACGAAAUGUGAGACUUGAUUUUGAGCUUUCAGUCUCUGCCUUUUACCCUCUUUUCUCCCAUGACCUCUCAACCUAGUAAAAGACUACAUGUCCAAGAAACCAUUAUGAUAAGCGUGUACCCUCCCAUUGGCUUUUAUCUGGCCUUGGUACAUCCAGACCUCCCCCCCUCCUUCACCACUGUGAGUCACUCACAUGUGUAACAAUAGAAAGUCCGACCUAACAGACCUUCAUAUGUGACACCUGUUAUCUAAAAGGUCACCGUUACCAACUUCAAGAGCUCUGACAUCGGCACACAAUGGGAAGGAUCUGGCAGCACAACCGAUUUAUUCAGACCCACGUUUGGCAAGAUGAGAUCACAAAAGUGCUAUUAUUGAAUUGGUUUGUUUGGUAUAUACAUUUUUUUUACUGUUUGCUUUGUCGUUUUGAAUCAGUUACAGGAUACUAUGUGAUAUAUUAUGAAUUAUCUUUCUGAUUUUUUUUGUUAUUAAAUUGCUUCAAAAUC
Sebastes umbrosus (honeycomb rockfish) is the source of this 2299-nucleotide messenger RNA. It is a transcript of the gene triqk, whose product is annotated as triple QxxK/R motif containing. Gene Ontology annotation, cellular component: endoplasmic reticulum membrane. NCBI's taxonomy places the organism in Eukaryota, Metazoa, Chordata, Actinopteri, Perciformes, Sebastidae. The transcript has 4 exons. The coding region runs from base 220 to 474 and encodes 84 amino acids. The record is from RefSeq and is a predicted model, not a curated record.